Messenger RNA from Trichomonas vaginalis G3, 442 nucleotides. RefSeq lists its product as uncharacterized. The transcript has a single exon. The annotation marks the transcript as partial. The record is from RefSeq and is a predicted model, not a curated record. Lineage: Eukaryota; Parabasalia; Trichomonadida; Trichomonadidae.
AUGGAAAGAACAAGAUAUGCAUAUGAAAAGUAUCGUGAAGUUAGAAGUCAAAUUACAUCUGGUCGAACCUUUACAGUAAACUUUGACGAAGGAAAGAACAAAGAAGGCUUCAUGGGAGUACUUGCUGCAAUUCAAGACGGAAAUAAGAAAGGACACAAUCUCAGAUUGACCAUAACAGAUUUGGAUGGUCACAUUUACUAUGCACAUGGCAAUGAACAAACAGCCGCAAAACUUCUUGACGCUUUCAAGACUACAAAGAGAGAACAAAUGGUUGACUCCGACUCAGACAUUUUGAAUGCAAUUGAAGGAAUUGCAAGUGUCAAGUUCGAAUGGUACCAACCUAACCCUCAAGCAGUCAGACAACAUGCUGGAUACUUCCCCUUCAUAAAUAAGUCUGACAUUGACUUGACAAGGUAUGGAAUUUACAAUUCAAUUGAAACAA